UAUAAAGACAGAAAGUCAAUUUGUUUGAUUUUGUGGUAAACUCUGCAGGCAGCCACAUUGGAUUUGAUUUGGUAUGGCCUAAAAGCUGGAAGCUUUACUUGAAUAUGAAUUGAUAUGAGUAUUUUGAGCAUAAUUUUAGGAAGAAUUAAAUGUACCAAAUAUAUAGUCCCUGCAGAGUUGCAAUGAAAUUUCAAUAUUCUAAUGCUUAUUAGUUUAAUGUUUAUGCCAGAAUAUUUAUUACCGAAAAAACGAGGUGUAGCCAUUGCUGCCAUAAUUGUGGCAGUAAUUGCUGGAGUGCUGAUAGUGGGUGGUGGUGCAUAUUUUGGAUAUUACCGAAAGAACAAGGUGGAUGCAAAAUUGCCCUUAGCAACAUCUGAUGAUCAGUCUUCUCAGACUUGGCGCUAUAAGCCUGAAGAAUCAAAUGGUGCUGGUCGAGGCCCAACAGGCAUUUCCGUGGACAAAUCAGUGGAGUUCUCAUACGAAGAACUUUCCAGGGCGACUGAUAACUUCAGUCUGGCUAAUAAGAUUGGACAAGGAGGUUUCGGAGCUGUUUACUAUGCAGAGCUGAGAGCCGAGAAAGCUGCAAUCAAGAAGAUGGAUAUGCGAGCCUCAAAAGAAUUUCUUGCCGAAUUAAAUGUUUUGACUCGUGUACAUCAUUUGAAUCUGGUGCGCUUGAUUGGUUAUUGCGUUGAGGGCUCUCUUUUCCUAGUCUAUGAAUACAUUGAGAGUGGAAACUUAAGCCAACAUCUACGUGGUUCAGGGAGGGACCCACUACCGUGGUCUAAUAGAGUGCAGAUUGCCCUAGAUUCAGCAAGAGGUCUUGAAUACAUUCAUGAGUAUACUGUUCCUGCUUAUAUCCACCGGGAUAUAAAAUCAGCCAAUAUACUGAUAGACAAGAAUUUCCAUGCCAAGGUUGCAGAUUUUGGAUUAGCUAAACUGACUGAGGUUGGAAGUGCAUCACUCCCCACACGUCUUGUGGGAACAUUUGGAUACUUGUCGCCGGAAUAUGCUCAGUAUGGCAAAGUUUCUCCCAAAGUAGAUGUUUAUGCGUUUGGAGUUGUCAUUUACGAAUUGAUCUCCGCUAAGGAAGCUGUUGUGAGGGCAGAUAGUUCUGGCUCUGAAUCAAGAGGCCUUGUUGGUUUGUUUGAGGAGGUUCUUAAUCAACCCGAUCCUAAAGAAGACCUCCGGAAAUUGGUUGACCCUGGUCUUGGAGACAACUAUCCACUUGACUCAGUGCGCAAGAUGGCCUAACUUGCCAAAGCAUGCACGCAUGAGAAUAAAGACAUGCGUCCAAGUAUGGGAUCUAUCGUGGUUGCGCUGAUGACGCUCUGGUCAAUAUGAUGUCGGAAAGGUAGAAAUCUAGAAGUGCAAUGUUGCUUGUGUUUAGGAUUAGGAAAAUUCUUUUGUUGUGAACACACCGAAUAUGAGAUAUCAAAGACAUUGUACAUGCAUAUAUAAUUGAGCAUUGUG
This is a messenger RNA of Prunus avium (sweet cherry), 1470 nucleotides long. The record is from RefSeq and is a predicted model, not a curated record. Lineage: Eukaryota; Viridiplantae; Streptophyta; Magnoliopsida; Rosales; Rosaceae.